Messenger RNA from Arabidopsis lyrata subsp. lyrata, 1265 nucleotides. Its product is annotated as cysteine protease inhibitor WSCP. Gene Ontology annotation, molecular function: endopeptidase inhibitor activity. Bases 80 to 655 code for a protein of 191 amino acids. The record is from RefSeq and is a predicted model, not a curated record. Lineage: Eukaryota; Viridiplantae; Streptophyta; Magnoliopsida; Brassicales; Brassicaceae. The transcript has a single exon.
AGAUGGGAAUUCGUUUGUCCUCUUUUUACUAUCAUGUCCGGUUUUAACCACAGAGGACUCCUAUAAAUACCGAUACGAAAUGUGUUUGCUCUCCACACCUCAACUCACUCAAACCCUAAGAAAACACAAAACAAUCACAAUGAAAAAACCUUCAGUGGUCUCUUUUCUCAUCACUCUCCUGUUGGCUGCAGCUGUCUGCAUCCACGGAGGCGAACCGGUGAAGGACAUUGUCGGAAAUUAUCUUAAAACCGAUCAACAAUACUUCAUCCAGCCGGCAAAUACCGACGGAGGUGGUCUUGUCCCAGCCCCCCCUACAAUAUUUCCUCUUUGCCCACUUGGCAUCGUCCAAACUCUCCAUCCGUAUCAACCUGGCGUACCGCCGGUUAGCUUUUCAAUGCCAUACGCGAACAUGGAAACUACUGUUUCUACAGAUGAUUAUGUAAAUAUCGAGUUCAAGUCCAACAUCUGGGCCUGCAAUAAGUUUUCCAAGUUUUGGAAAGUCAAUGAAACCUCAUCGGCUAGCGAGGAGCCUCUCAUUCUCGUUGGUGGUACACCGCAGGAACCAAAUAGCUGGUUUAAGAUUGACAUUGCCGGAGAAGGAGCGGGAGCAAACAGUUACAAGUUGACUAUAUUUAUAAUAUAUAUGGUUCAGUGAAUUAUUUGAUACGUUGAUUCACUUUGUUUAAUCUUGUAUUCUUCCAUGAAUUAUUUGAUCGAUUUCCAUAGAGUCUAAACCCCAUUCUCUUUAUGUUAGUUAACAUAUGUUGACCAUUGUGGGAGAUUGUUGAGUUGUGAAGACAAAAUCUCAAUGUUGAUUUUCUAAGUGUGUUUUAAGUGGUAAAUCAGAAAAAAUAGAAGAAGAAAUUUCUAAGUAUGUUUUGAGUGGUGAGUCAUUUUAACGUGUGAAAGUGGAAAGGAAGAAUGGAUGUUGAAGAACGAACAUUCGUAGUUUAGUAGGUUGGUUCACACAUCCCUAUCUCUCUGAUUGAAAACUUGUCUUUUACCCAUGAAUUAUUUGAUUAUAUAUCCUUGAUAUUUUAGUUAACAUGGAUACUAUUGUGCAUGUCCCUCGUGCUAAAAAUCGAAGUUUGAAUCGAUUAUCAUAGAGUCUAUUCUAAACCCCUCUUCUUAAACCUCACUAUAGUAAAAAGUUAGAUAAGCAAGGAUCAGACUCUGACGUGAAGAAAAAGCUGAUAAACAUUAUCAUAAGCGCGAAGCUUAGAGGUCGCCGGUUCGAGUGACGAUUGGGACGAAACUAAUAUUAU